AUGCAAGCAUUGCCUAAUCUUGUGGUGGUGGGCAAAGAUAGUGAGUCAAUGGUAACAGAGAUAGGUCCCUUACUGCAUCUUCAAGGGACAUUUUGCCUCUCAAGAUUGGAGAAUGUAAUGGAUGCGGAGGAUGCGAGACAAGCAAAUUUAAAUGUCAUGGAAGGGCUUCAUGCAUUGCUGCUAGAAUCGAGCGACACAGCUGAAAAGGAAUCAGACGUUCUGAAAAUGUUAAAACCUCAUAGAAAUCUCAAAGAGCUCAUGAUCAAGGGUUAUGGUGUAACUGUCGAUUCUUGCCAACCCUUGGACAAUUGCUUCUCCCAAAAUGCUUUAUUUAAGAAGAAUGUUGGAGUGGAAGGUGUGUGGGUCUCGAGUUAUUGGAGAGGGAAGCUUGUCUUUUCCGCAAUGGAGACCCUUGGUUUGAGGAUAUGCAACAUUGGAAGGAAUGGUAUCCUUGUGAAGGAGAUCAAGGAAUUAGACCCCUACUUGAAAAACCGUUUCGAUCAAUAG
Messenger RNA from Prunus armeniaca (apricot), 507 nucleotides. The record is from the annotation of a GenBank genome assembly. NCBI's taxonomy places the organism in Eukaryota, Viridiplantae, Streptophyta, Magnoliopsida, Rosales, Rosaceae.